Molecule: messenger RNA, 1340 nt
Organism: Acaromyces ingoldii
Lineage: Eukaryota; Fungi; Basidiomycota; Exobasidiomycetes; Exobasidiales; Cryptobasidiaceae
Exons: 2
Coding region: 51-1184 (377 amino acids)
Source: RefSeq, a predicted model, not a curated record
CAACAACAACACCUACGAAGACAACCAUCGCCCUCUGCUACCCACCAAGCAUGGACGACGCAUACCAACCCGAGACCCGGGCGCCUCCUCCAACGGGCCCUCCGCCAGCCUAUGCUCGUGUGCUCAAUCGCGUGUAUCCGUACAGCCUUCGGCCAAUCCUGCUCUUCUCGACGGUCAUCUCCUUCAUCUACCUUGUGCUUCUGGGCGCCGGCAACUUCAAAGACGCUGGACACAAGGAGGAGACGGGCAAGCUCAAGCUCUUUGAAAUUGUGUGCGGUGCCCUGUUCAUGGGAGCUGCCGCCGUUGAAGUCUUUGGAUUCUUUGCAGUCUAUACUCAACGACUGCCCCUGGCCCGCACGUACUCGUGGGCCUCUCUCCUCGCCUUCGCUGCGGUUAUUGCAUCGGAGCUGCUCGGCAUCGUCGUCACCUUUACCCUCAAGACGGACAUCGUCAACGUGUGCACAGCGCGCCACACAGGCCGGACCGAAUCGGACGGCGGCCUCCUCGACAUCUCUCCCUCGAACAAUGGUACACUGACGGAGGCCCAAGCGAGGACGUACUGCGAGUCGCAGUGGAGCUCUGAUCGUACCUGGACGAUCAUCUGGCUGAUCGUCACAAUCUUUGUCGGCACCUUCUUCGUCAGCUUUAGCUUCGGCUACGUCCGACAGCUCCUCGACCCGCUCAGCGUCCGUGAAAGACCAGCGGCAACCUUUUGGGGACGAAGGCAGCAGCAGGCGGCACCCUCUGCGCAGUACGGGCAGGGCGCUCCAUACGAUACCGACGCAUACUACCAGACGCCCUACAAUGGAGGUCACUACGCAAACAAUCCGUACAGCUAUCCUCCACCUCCCGGACCUCCUCCGUCAGGUCAUGUGCCCCCUCACUAUGGCCAGCAAGACAGAAUGCCGCCGACCUAUGACGGCGUGAACCGGCCAUCGAGUGUCAACCUGGACGAUGCCAAGCGCGCGCCUUAUGGCCACCAGCAGGCUGGCCCCUUCUCUGAUGACCAUCAGGUCACUGACGGGCCUCGGCCUGGAAGCUCACGGGGCGUGCAUGCCGGCGGCGAUGAAGAUGACGACGAGCGACGUGGAAGCUUCGACACGCUCAAGGGUGACGACACUGACGCGCAUUCUAAGUCGCACAACAAGUCACCCCGUGAUGACGACUACGUCCCUCGCAUCUGAUCACUUUCCCCUCAUCGCCUUUCUCUGUAUCGUAUCGAAGCUAACACCUCCUCUGUGACUGUCAAAAGAUUAUUUCAUUACCGCCCUUGCUCAUGCAAAGGCGGGAUUGUAUUACAGAUUCCGUAAACAGCUACAUUCUAUGUCGCUUGACUGGCC